This is a messenger RNA of Pseudomyrmex gracilis, 2443 nucleotides long. Its product is annotated as amidophosphoribosyltransferase-like. Gene Ontology annotation, biological process: purine nucleobase biosynthetic process; purine nucleotide biosynthetic process. The record is from RefSeq and is a predicted model, not a curated record. The transcript is spliced from 8 exons. The coding region runs from base 387 to 2000 and encodes 537 amino acids. NCBI's taxonomy places the organism in Eukaryota, Metazoa, Arthropoda, Insecta, Hymenoptera, Formicidae. Gene Ontology annotation, molecular function: amidophosphoribosyltransferase activity.
CAUUCUUUUAAAUAUGUUGUGUUAAAAGAAUUGUGUUUCCAAAUUUGAAAGAAACAAUUCAUAUUAGAUCAUAUAUAGUCAUGCACAUACACACAUAUGUACAAUUAAUAACAAUAACAUAUGUACAAACUUGUUUGUACACUAUCUUUAUCACAACAGUAGAAAAAUAUUUUGUUUUGUGAUUUCUUGUAUGAUGUGAGAUUGAUUUGUUACAAAUGGUAACUCUCUGCAACACUCAUGAUGUCAAUAUAAUGAGAGAUGAUGAAAUCAGUUGCGAAACACACAGAUUGAGCAACCCACGCUGAGAAAACAUAGUUUAUAAUAUUGAACAAACGUGAGAUAUAUGUCAACAUCAGUCCGUUGGGGGUCAAUAGUUUACAAGGAUCAUGGAAGCAUCAUCCCACAAAGAUAGCGAACAUUGUGCCGAAGCGAUGUCGCGUCUUUCAAUGAAUGGGUCAAAAUAUUUGCCAAGAAGCAAAGGCGAAACUAGAGGACAAAGAUGUACCGGUCUAACUCAUGAAUGCGGUGUUUUCGGAUGUAUUGCCGCGGGAGAUUGGCCAUCACAAAUAGACGUUGCUCAGUGUAUAUGCCUAGGUUUAGUAGCGUUACAACACCGAGGACAAGAAAGCGCAGGAAUUGUUACAAGUGACGGUGUCUGUUCGAAGUCGUUCCACGUUCACAAGGGUAUGGGAAUGGUGAAUAAUAUUUUCAAUGAUGAGAAUAUAAAGAAGCUCAAGGGAAACCUCGGAGUUGGUCAUACGAGAUACAGCACAAGCGCAGCCAGUGAAGAAGUCAAUUGUCAGCCGUUCGUUGUACAUACCGCGCACGGAGCACUGGCGAUUGCUCACAACGGGGAAUUAGUGAAUACAGAAUCUUUGAGAAAAAUGGUAUUAGGUCGCGGUGUUGGUUUGUCGACGCACUCGGAUUCAGAACUUAUAACACAGGCACUCUGCUUAAAUCCACCGGAAGGCGAAGUAAACGGACCGGACUGGCCUGCCCGUAUCAAGCAUCUCAUGCAAUUGGCACCGUUGUCGUAUUCCUUAGUCAUAAUGCAAAGGGACAAAAUUUACGGUGUACGAGAUCCUUACGGAAAUCGACCUCUUUGUCUAGGAAAAAUUGUUCCGCUUGGCACAUUAGCAAGUACUGAAUCUGAUGAAGAUGACGACGAAGCGGAAGGUUGGGUAAUCUCGUCGGAAUCGUGCGGCUUUUUAAGCAUCGGUGCAAGAUACGUUCGCGAGGUGUUCCCUGGUGAAAUUGUAGAACUGACUCGAGAGGGUAUCAAGACAAUCGAUAUAGUAGAAAGGCCUAAUAACAAAUCACAAGCUUUUUGCAUCUUCGAAUAUGUAUACUUCGCUAGAAGCGACAGCAUUUUUGAAGGACAAAUGGUAUAUUCCGUUCGUAUGCAAUGCGGUAGAGUAUUAGCCAUGGAAUCGCCAGUUGAGGCGGACAUAGUAAGUUCGGUACCCGAGUCUGGAACUGCGGCUGCGCAUGGUUAUGCCAGACAGUCCAAAAUAGCUUUUGCUGAAGUGCUGUGCAAAAAUAGGUACGUAGGUAGGACGUUCAUUCAACCUAGUACGCGACUAAGACAGCUUGGAGUAGCUAAAAAGUUUGGAGCGUUGUCGGAGAACUUCAAAGGAAAGAAAAUAGUUCUUAUUGACGAUUCCAUUGUUAGAGGAAACACAAUUGGACCGAUUAUCAAACUUCUGCGUGAUGCGGGCGCUAAGGAAGUUCACAUUAGGAUAGCAUCGCCACCGUUGAAAUAUCCGUGCUACAUGGGCAUAAAUAUUCCGACGCGAGAAGAACUCAUCGCGAAUAAGCUCGAUAAUGUAAAAUUAGCUAAACAUGUGGGAGCAGACAGUUUAGCAUACCUUUCCGUUCAGGGACUUGUUGAUGCUGUAAGAUACAACAUGGACAAUCGCGAAAGCAGUUAUGCUGGCCAUUGUACUGCCUGUUUAACAGGAGAAUAUCCGGAUGAACUUCCUGGUGAUCUAGAUUGGUAAAGAUAAUGUGCAAGUUUAAAUACGAAGAUAAACAAAAUGCAUUUCGUUUUAUGCAUAAAGUACUAUACCACUACAGAAAUAUAUUAGUAUAGUCGUGUCAUAUUGAUUUAUAUAUUGUUUAAUACAUAAAAAAUCGAAUUUCAAUUCAAGUAUAAUAAGUAUUUUAUUAUUCACAAACAUCGAUAAUAAAUUUAGAAUAAAAAUCGUUAUAUAUAAAUAAAAUUAUAUAUGCUUUUAAUUACACACUCAGUAUUUUAUAUGCAACAUUACAAUUUUAUAUACAUUAUAAUUACAUACAAAUUACAAAAUAAAAUACAUGAAGAAAAAAGAAAAUCGUUUAAAUACCAGAGACAUGCAUAAGAUUUGUUGUUUAUGAAUUGUUUAUUUAUUAGAAUGGAAACGAGAAAAGUUUGUAAAGUUUAUUAAAAAAAGAAAUUAUCAAC